UAAGAGAAAUUGAAGCUGGAGGAAGAGGGCUUUCCUCCUUGAAGGAAGAGUGUUGGGUGAACUAACUCUUGCCUGGGAAACCUCUGUCCUCUCCUUCCAAUCCCCUAAACUCAAUUCCUUUCUCUCCAAACAUUCUUUCUUGGCUACCUGGCUCUGGCACUCUGCAAGCCAUGGAAUAAGAAAGAGCUGGCAGGGAGGAAGGAGUCUGCUUGCUCAGAGCAGCUGAGAGUUCUCUUUCGACCGUUCUGGUUCCAGGGAAGGGAGCUGAAGAAACUGACAUCUGUCCCGUUCUGUGACCAGUGCCUGGCUUCUGGUGGCUCCAGCAGCAGCUUUCACAUCCAUUUUCUCUUAUGAAGCUUGUUCUGGUUGAAAACUUCUCAGAUUUCAUCAGCUAUGAAACCUACGUAGUCAAACAGCAUGAUGCUUCUCCUGUCAGCUGUGUGAUGAGGAGGAGAGUUUGGCUUUGGAGCGCUGGGAACCUGAGCGAUUGCUGAGGACUCAGAGCUCAGCCCUGACCACUAGAGAGCUCACAACACAAUGAACAAAUUGAAUUUCCAUAACAACAGAGUCAUGCAAGACCGCAGGAGUGUGUGUAUUUUCCUUCCUGAUGAUGAAUCUCUAAACAUCAUCAUAAAUGUUAAAAUUCUGUGUCACCAGUUGCUGGUCCAGGUGUGUGACCUUCUCAGGCUAAAAGAUUGUCAUCUAUUUGGACUCAGUGUUAUACAAAAUAAUGAACAUGUAUAUAUGGAGUUGUCACAAAAGCUUUAUAAAUACUGUCCAAAAGAAUGGAAGAAGGAGGCCAGCAAGGUACGACAAUACGAAGUCACUUGGGGUAUUGACCAGUUUGGGCCUCCCAUGAUUAUACACUUCCGUGUGCAGUACUAUGUGGAAAAUGGCAGAUUGAUCAGUGACAGAGCAGCAAGAUACUAUUAUUACUGGCACCUGAGAAAACAAGUCCUCCAUUCUCAGUGUGUGCUCCGAGAGGAGGCCUACUUCCUGCUGGCAGCCUUUGCCCUGCAGGCUGAUCUUGGGAACUUCAAAAGGAAUAAGCACUGUGGAAAAUACUUUGAGCCAGAGGCUUACUUUCCAUCUUGGGUUGUUUCCAAGAGGGGGAAGGACUACAUCCUGAAGCACAUUCCAAACAUGCACAAAGAUCAGUUUGCACUGACCGCUUCCGAGGCUUAUCUUAAAUAUAUCAAAGAGGCUGUUCGACUGGAUGAUGUUGCAGUUCAUUACUACAGAUUGUAUAAGGAUAAAAGAGAAAUUGAAGCCUCACUGACCCUUGGAUUGACUAUGCGGGGAAUACAGAUCUUUCAGAAUCUAGAUGAAGAGAAACAAUUACUUUACGAUUUUCCCUGGACAAAUGUUGGAAAGUUAGUGUUUGUGGGUAAGAAGUUUGAAAUUUUGCCAGAUGGCUUGCCCUCAGCCAGAAAGCUCAUAUACUACACAGGGUGCCCCAUGCGCUCCAGACACCUCCUGCAGCUUCUCAGCAACAGCCACCGCCUUUACAUGAACCUACAGCCUGUCCUGCGCCACAUUCGGAAGCUAGAGGAAAAUGAAGAGAAGAAGCAGUACCGGGAAUCUUACAUCAGCGACAACCUGGACCUCGACAUGGAUCAGCUGGAGAAACGGUCACGGGCCAGUGGGAGCAGCGCAGGCAGCGUGAAGCACAAGCGCCUGUCUCGUCAUUCCACCGCCAGCCAUAGCAGUUCCCACACCUCAGGCAUUGAGGCAGAUACCAAGCCCAGGGACACAGGGCCAGAGGACAGCUACUCCAGCAGCGCCAUCCACCGCAAACUGAAGACCUGCAGCUCAAUGACAAGCCACGGCAGCUCCCACACCUCAGGGGUAGAGAGUGGUGGCAAAGACCGUCUAGAAGAGGAUUCACAGGAUGAUGAAAUAGAGAUGUUGGUUGAUGACCCCAGGGACCUGGAGCCGAUGAAUGAGGAAUCUCUGGAAGUCAGCCCAGACAUGUGCAUUUACAUCACAGAGGACAUGCUCAUGUCAAGGAAGCUGAAUGGACACUCUGGGUUGAUUGUGAAAGAAAUUGGUUCUUCCACAUCCAGCUCUUCAGAAACAGUUGUCAAACUUCGUGGCCAGAGUACUGAUUCUCUUCCACAGACUAUAUGUCGAAAACCAAAGACUUCCACCGACAGACAUAGCUUGAGCCUUGAUGACAUCAGACUUUACCAGAAAGACUUCUUGCGAAUUGCGGGUCUGUGUCAGGACACUGCUCAGAGCUACACCUUUGGGUGUGGUCAUGAACUGGACGAGGAAGGCCUCUACUGCAACAGCUGCUUGGCUCAGCAGUGCGUCAACAUCCAAGAUGCUUUUCCAGUCAAGAGAACCAGCAAAUAUUUCUCUCUGGAUCUUACUCAUGAUGAAGUUCCAGAGUUUGUGGUGUAAAGGACACCUGUGUGCAGCCAGGUGGGCAGCCUGCUGUUUACCAGCGGCUGUGGAAGUCAUGGGUUCUUUACAUAUUGUGCCAUAUUUCUUCACCCCAACCAUAGCUCUUUCUUUAUAAUAUUUUGAUGGAAACAAAAGCCUUGGGACAAUUGCACUUUAAGUAUUAUGCAGAGGUUAAGGAACUACAGAGAAUGUACAGCAAGACAAGUGCCCAGAAGUUUAUUGAUCCUUUGGAAGGAAAUGUGCUUUACAGGUUACCAGGCCUUCAGACUGUUGGACUGUGGUAUAUUUGUUUAUCUGUUGUUUUUUACUUCAGUAAAUGUAACAUUACAGUUUUUAUCACAUGAAAGAUGUUAGGCUUAUAUGUUUGCUUGUAAAUUUUUUUUUUAAACCUCUCCCUCAUAAAGUGCUCAUGGUUUAAAGGAGGAGAGGGAGGGUUCUCUCUUCUUGUAAUAGAGAGACCAUUGCUGCCUCACUGAGGAUGUCCCAACGUGAACACUAAUGAAGUGGUCACAGUCGCAUGGUUCUAGCAAGCCAAAGAUAUGUCCAUAACAGAGGCACCCACACUGAUAGUCAAGAAGACGUGAACUAAGCAAUAACCAGAAGAGUGUGCACACUGCAAUGCCUGUGACUCCUUCACACCUGAUAAGUUUCACGUCCUCCUCUGUGCUCUUCCAGAAAGCUCUGGGAUUCAGUUGAGUUCCUCCUUGGAUUAACAGAUGAGUUGUGCUCACAACAUAAUACAUUUUGUGGCAUUUACAAAGCUGGUGUCUGUUGAAACAAUGGGAAUGUCUCAGAAAACAUACCUGGUGGUGUUCUGUUUGUUUUCACUUUUCAAUUAUCAAGAACAAGUGAUGGUAAUGCUAGUUUCUGCUUAACCAAAAUACCCUAACUAUAUGUAUAUAUUAUACAUAUAUAAAUACAUGGGAUUAUGUGUGUUUAUAUGUGUUUAAAGCUUACUAACUCUUCAUUUUGGCUUCCAUAACUAUCUUGCAUAUAUAAACUUCCUUGUUCAGUACUGAGGAUACAUCACUGAAUGAAUAGUACCUACAGACAAUCAGAUGAUAUAUGUAGAGUUAAGAAGACUUUUUCCUCAUGUGCCUUUGGCCAUGAUUCUCAACCCUGACUGCAUAAUAGAAUAAUUUGGGAAACUUUUAAAAAAAACUAACAAUGUCUGGGUCCUAACCCAGACCAAUUAAAUCAGUCUCACAUGGGUGGGACCCAGGUAGAAUUUCCUUUUUCUUUAGGUUUUCCAGAUGGAGCUAAUAUGAAACAGGGUUGAAAGCCACUGAUCUGGAGGGUGUUUUUUUGUUAAUUUUGAAGUAAAGGUGUACAGAAGAAGUUAGUAAACAAGAAAGGGCCAUUUUUAAGACAGUGACUGUGUGCUGCUGUUAUGAUAUAUAAUGAAACCAAGUCAGAAGGAUAAACCUAUCCACCUUUUGAUGUACAAUAAAAAUGUUGUUGCUUGUGCUUCAGGAGAGAACUUCAUAGCACAAUGUCUUUCUAUAGGAUGUUUUUUAAUGAUUUAGUAUUUUACAACAUUUGUUUACCAUAUUUUGAUAAACCAUUUUUGCUAUUUGCCAGGUUUUAUUAAAAGAAAACUAUAUAUUAUUUUCUAAAGAAAGUCAUAUUUUUGUACAAAAUUAUGUUUUCAGGUAACAAAGAAAUAGAUUUAGGGGGACAAUAGAAUAUAGCAGUGUUACUGUGGAUGGGAGUCAGUAUUAAAACUUGUGACUGCAAACAUGCCCCACCUAUGCUGCCCUUCAUGCAGGACACAGCAGCAAAAGAGCUCAUCCAGUUUGUUUCAGCUGACACUUUAAGAGGAAAACAAAAGUCCCGUAUAGUCCUAUGGUCAUGAGAUUAUUUUGUUUUCAUCAAAUGCUUUCAAAGAACCAAAGUUUCAGAUAUCAGAAUGUAUAAAAGUAUCUCAGUCUCUGUAUAAAGAAUAAAGAAUGAAGAGAUUGUUUAAUGAUUUUUAUUUACAAGUCAUUAAAUAAUCCACCAUAUCUUGUAGAUGUUUAAAAGUCAAAUCCUAUUCAAGUUUGUACUCUGAAGAACCUAGAUCAUAAUGCGGUGCAUUUCCUUAGCCCUUAAUGUUUCUUGCAGAUAUUUUUUUUUAAGUAUUUAAUUGAACAAGUAGCACCUUAUACUUUUUUUCCUCUGCUUCAGCUAGAGUCAGACCUUCAGGGUUUUGCCAGCACUGUUGGUGGUUUUGCACACCCUCUUUCUAAUUGGAUUUGUGAAUAGUCUUGUGGGUUUUCAAAAAUGAGACAUGCUAGAGAACAUUUUUGCUUUUCGAUCCACUGUUUGCAGCAGAAUUAUAUAUGUGUGUGUAUAUGAAAAUCCACCUUGAAUAAUCUACAUUUUUGUAUUUGGAAAUUGUUUUAAAAAAUAAAAAUGGAAAAGUAUAAAGCUGUUAUUUAUUCUGCAUUUGUUACAUAUCCAUUGCUAGUAAAUAUACCAGUUUGGUAUAUACUGCCUCUAGACAUCAUCUACAUUUGUAUUUGCAACAAUGAGCUUUAUAUCUACAUAAACUGUAAAUAAUCCUUUCUGUGAAAGGAUCAUCAUAUCAGGAUGAUACCAAAAGUAUGUAAAGAAACUGCAUUAUUUUGUAAUUAUUUCUUAUAGGUGUUUCAUGGUAAGAUUAGUAGUCAAUAAAGUUACUUUUUUGCCUUUAAAA
Marmota monax (woodchuck) is the source of this 5086-nucleotide messenger RNA. RefSeq names its product FERM domain containing 6 (gene Frmd6). Gene Ontology annotation, cellular component: cytoskeleton; cytoplasmic side of apical plasma membrane. The transcript is spliced from 15 exons. The coding region runs from base 538 to 2406 and encodes 622 amino acids. The record is from RefSeq and is a predicted model, not a curated record. Gene Ontology annotation, biological process: positive regulation of hippo signaling. Lineage: Eukaryota; Metazoa; Chordata; Mammalia; Rodentia; Sciuridae.